AUGUUGCUGCGUAAAGCGCUCGCGACUCUUUGCAGUACCCUAGUCGCUUUUUGUCCUGUAAAGCGGACCGUCAAUAUUUCGGAAACCGUUUGGCCCAGCGACAGAAGAGGUCAAGCUUGCAUACUAGCUUGCAGCCUGCAUGAAGCUGUCCUCCCACUCCCGAAGCUUUGCGGUGUAGAGUCACAUUCGGAACCUCAAGCUGGUCUACGAAACAUGACGCGCUACAGCUGUGGCGGCUUGCUUAGUCCCAGCGUGGUAUGGUGUUGGAUGUCGGUUCGCGUACUGCUUGCACAUGCAUCCGACAAAAGAAACGGCUAUCGUGGUAUCAGCUAUCUGUGUUGGAACCCGAAAGCUUGCAAGAUGCUCAUGCCAGUGGAGUUGGCACGGCCUCAUGGCUCGGCCAAGCCGCACCCAUUCAUGUUGUCUGCAUUGCUCGUCUUUUGUCGGAUUCUUCCAUCAUAUUUACCAUAUCACAGCGUGUGCAUGAAGUACACAUUGUGUAAUUCUAUAGUCGCUCUCCAUAUCUUUCUCUGCUCUGUUUAUCGCCUGUCAUGGCCAGCAAAUCUGGUGCGGGGCACACGCACGUGGGAUUCUUUUUUGUAG
Messenger RNA from Bipolaris maydis ATCC 48331, 603 nucleotides. Lineage: Eukaryota; Fungi; Ascomycota; Dothideomycetes; Pleosporales; Pleosporaceae. The record is from RefSeq and is a predicted model, not a curated record.